This is a messenger RNA of Phyllostomus hastatus (greater spear-nosed bat), 2542 nucleotides long. RefSeq names its product apolipoprotein L6-like. The record is from RefSeq and is a predicted model, not a curated record. Gene Ontology annotation, biological process: lipid transport; lipoprotein metabolic process. Gene Ontology annotation, cellular component: membrane; extracellular region. The transcript is spliced from 5 exons. Gene Ontology annotation, molecular function: lipid binding. The coding region runs from base 230 to 1306 and encodes 358 amino acids. NCBI's taxonomy places the organism in Eukaryota, Metazoa, Chordata, Mammalia, Chiroptera, Phyllostomidae.
GUGCUCGGGACUAGACCCUGGCCAGCCACACCAGCUGGAGACUCCGCACUUUUCUUUGUCCUCUGCAGCCGGCUGCUCACGGUCUCCUUCCUGCCGAAUCAGAGACCCCCAGAGAGGCGAGGACAGAGGACGUGGACGGGAACCUUCCUCUAGCUCCAGGCCUGAGGCUGCAGUUAGAACAGAAAGUCACUGGACUCCUGAGGACACCCCUGACUCCCCCAGAGACAAGAUGAGCAAGGAUUCAGGGGACAAGGAUUACAUUCUUCUGGGUAAAGAUGUGGAGCAAGAAGGUAGAGGUCUGUCUGAUGAAGAAAGAGAAUUUUUGAAAGAGUUUCCCAUCUUUAAAGCAGAACUAGAAGCGGCCAUCACUAAAUUCCAUGCUCUUGCAGAUGACAUGGAUAAAGCCCACAAAACAUUCACGAAGGUCAGCAUGGUGUCCAACAGUGUCUCUGUCGUCUCCAACAUAAUGGGCAUCCUGGGUUUAGUCCUCGCUCCAGCAACAGCUGGAGGGAGCCUGAUGCUUUCUGCUGCUGCUACGGGCAUUGGGACGGCAGCUGGGGCCACCGGCACCAUCACCGACAUUUUGGAAUACCUGCACAAAAAAAACAUCCAAGCUCAGGCCGACAUCCAAGUGCCUGACACUGAGCAACACUUGGCCAAAAAUGUUGCAAAAUGUGCCAUUAAUCUUGGGAUAAACAUCAGGAACAUCGAGAAGAAUGUCAAUGCCUAUCAGAUAGCCAAGAACUACCCACGCCUGGCCGCAGCUGCCGAGCGUCUCUUGACCACUGGCCGAGUCUCGUCCAGAACGAAAAAGCAGGUGCAGAUGGCCUUUGAAGGUACAGCGAUGGUGAUGAGCCACACUACUCGCUUGCAGAAAAGUGGGAUGGCCUUCCUCUCCCUUGGCAUGGACUUGCAAGCCCUCAUGAGGAAUGUGACGGACCUGAAGGAGGGAACAACUACAGAGUUGGCAGAAGACCUGAGGGCCAAGGCCCAGGAGAUGGAGAGACAGCUGACAGAACUCACCAAGCUCUAUGAGCACCUCAAGCAGAAGGAAAAAUGGCGAUGGUAUUGGGAAGGAGUACUCCCGGUGAUAGAUUGGUUCUGGGACCUCCUCCACCCCCGUGGCCCCCAAGACCCAAGAUCUGGGCACUCCUUCGGACGUCGGAUCUUAGAAAUAGGUGGUUUUUUGGUUUUUGCCUUGCUUUUGUUUAAAGGUUUUAAUUAUUUUUUAUAUAAUGUGUUUUAUUUCCUUUGUUUUGCUUUGUUUUGUGUUGCUGUUUAUGUUUUAGCUGCUUCCUUGUCAUAAUGCAUUGAUAUGAAAUACAAUUUUUUGAAAUUCUGGAAAGGAAAUAAAAGGGUGGAAAUCACCCACCUUCUAAGGGGGACAGCGGUUUGUCUUUGGCAUCGGAUUUCCUUCCUGUGCUUCCCGGGGGUGGGUGGGUGUGAACACACUGACGGGCGCUACGGGGCUGUGAUUGGCUGCCCCUGGGCGCCCCCCGUGGGUCCGCAGCCCCUGGGUUCCCCCACACUCUCCCGCUCUCCUUUGUCUGCAGACCCGCUACUUCCCCGCACACUGUGUUCACGCGCAACACCCGCUACACUCACUGUGUCUCAGGCUGUAAAAUAUUCUCCUGACUGUACACAUAGUCUUUGCAUUAGGCCUCCAUUCGUCACCGCAAUAUCAAAAUCAAGUCAACUGGCCUAUAUAGAAAGAGCAAUUUAUUGCCUCCUGUGACUAAGAACCUAAGGGGUACAUCCGUGCUUCAGCUGUGUCUGGAACCAGAGGGUAAAAAUGACGUCACCAGGCCGUGUCUCUCCGUUUCCCAGACAACAUCCCCGCAGGUGCAAGCUGAUGGCCCCAGCACUCCCAGGUGUGCCCUCCCAUCUGGAAAGGGGUGGGGCAAAACCCCAGACCCAGUCUGAUUGGUUAGGGCUGGGUCACGUGCCUUCGUGUGCCCUGGUUGCUGGGAUCCCUGCGGUCUGUGGACUGAUCGAGAAGCUGGAAGAUGAACUGGGACGAACGCUGCACUGCACAUCCCUUCCUCUGCAGGUACUCUUCGGUCGUUGAAAAUUUCUCAUCGUCCAUGGGAGUAAGAUGAGUAUCUGUGCACCAAAAACGUGUUGCAUUUUUCCCAGAAUGCUUCCCUAAAAACAGAGUCCCUGAACUGGGAUACCUAAAAUAAAAAAAAUGACCUCAUGAAGGAAAAGGAGGGCUCUCCCCGAUCCUACCACAUUCAUUUGUUACACGCAUUAUAGGGAAUUUGGGAAAGACUUUAAAAGCGCAGGAAAGACCCCACUCUCAACGUCACGGGGCACAGCCAGGGUCUUCCGGCCCAGAGGUUGCGGAGGCCAGUGAUCCCACGCGCAGGCCGUGAUGUUUUCCGCUUCUGUCGCUCUCACGUCUUUGCUGGAAUUGGUCACGAAUGCCACUCACUGUAAGGAAAGAGCUCCCUGCACUUUUCACAGCGUUCUCUCCGUGUCUGCGAGUGCUCGGAGUCCCGGAUAAACGUCACCAAUAAAAGUACACAGCACGAACCAGAGA